Molecule: messenger RNA, 804 nt
Organism: Austrofundulus limnaeus
Lineage: Eukaryota; Metazoa; Chordata; Actinopteri; Cyprinodontiformes; Rivulidae
Product: coiled-coil domain-containing protein 37
Source: RefSeq, a predicted model, not a curated record
AGUGAAAAACUGUGAAGUAGAUUUUGACAGCUCCGAGGAUGAAGCAGAGCUUUACUUCACUGAACCCCAGCAGCUUUUGAAUUUGAUGACGGAGUUGACAGACCAGAACCUAUCCUUGAUUCUUAACUCUGCAAGGGUGAAGGAAGAGUUGAGGAAGCUCCGACAGUCCAUAACAACAACCAAGAGGGAGAUUGAAGAAGAAGAAGAAGAAGACCAGAUCUUUCCGAUGAUAAAUGAGAUGAAGCAAAAUAUUGUCAGAGGGAAGGAGAGAGGCUUGGAGCUUCAACAGAUGGUUCAACUUCACGAAACACUGAGCACAAACAGUCAAAAUGCAAUGUUAGAAGCUCUCAAUGAGAAGGUGGGAGAGGUGCAUUGCAGCUGUGUGGAUGACAGAAAAACCAACUUCAACACCCUGGAGAAAGUGGCCAACAUUAAGAACCUCCUAAUCUCUCUGCUCGAGAGCCUGGUGAGCAUCCCUGAAGAAAAACUGCAGAAGAUUAAGAAGAUCAAGGACAGUGAAAAGAGAAGCAGGCAGCGUGAAGAAAAGCAAAGAGACCAGGAAGAAAAACAGAAAGAACGGAUGAGGAGGUACCAGGAGAGAACCUUGGCCGUCUCAAAGAAAGUAAAUGGGAGAAAACUCAUGCCCAGAUGUUUGCCUGUUUCUCAGAGUUGAAGUCACUGAUGACAACAUCCCUGCUGAAGAUGACUCAAACAACUCUUUGAUUCUUAUGACAUGGAGUAAAAAAGGAAGGAGAUAAAUUAUUCCUAUGUGUAAAAUAAACUUGAAAUUUACAUAAAAAAUUA